This is a messenger RNA of Rhagoletis zephyria (snowberry fruit fly), 711 nucleotides long. RefSeq lists its product as uncharacterized. The record is from RefSeq and is a predicted model, not a curated record. NCBI's taxonomy places the organism in Eukaryota, Metazoa, Arthropoda, Insecta, Diptera, Tephritidae.
AUCCACAGUGUUGGUUAGAAAAUGCUAGGAAAAUUUCUGGAGCGCUUUUCAUACUUCGUAGCAUUCUCCGUGUUCGUUGCCGCCGUUGAGGCUGUCAAUUACGAUUUCGUCGUGGAGAAUGAGGAGGUUUUCACGCCUUGCGAGGACUAUCCGGAAAAUUACAUAGACACAUUCUUCGACAUUUCGGACCUAACAUUCGAGAGACAAGGUGAUCUUGUGAAGGUAACCGGAGAUCUGAAGUUGACGCACCAAUUCAAUGGUGACGUGCCCAUUCAGCUCGACGCUCAGGUGUACAAGAAGGCUCGCGGCGAGUGGGUAGACACGAUCUAUAACAUCCGUCGGUCGAAUUUCUGUCCGGCGUUGUACAAUGAAAACGAAUUAUGGUACACGAUCUCCAACGUGGUUCCAGCGGAAGAUCGCGGCUGUCCACCGAAGCAGGGCCUAACCAUAUCGUUUAACUCGCUAUUCGGUUUGUCGUACGACCUGCAGGAUCGCAGCGCCGAUGGCGAAUAUAAGUUGCAGGUGAAAUUAGGACAAGGAAAGGACAUUAUGUGCUUCGAAAUUGAAGCAAGUGUCUACAAAAGUGAUUGAAGAGGUCCAAAGAGUGUCGAAUAAACUAACAAAUGUGUUGAUCACCUGAAAACAAUUUAUUUCACUGUUAAACGAAGCUGGUGUCCGUUUGCAAUAAAAUCGCACAAUGAAAAUUUUAAA